AUGAACGGUGGCGAUGAUGCUGUUGUAGCUCCGGAGGAACCUUUGCAACCGUUGGAGUGGAAAUUCUCGCAGGUUUUUGGCGAACGUGCGGCUGGAGAGGAAGUUCAGGAAGUGGACAUAAUUUCUGCUAUUGAAUUUGACAAGUCUGGUGAUCAUCUUGCUACCGGUGACCGCGGUGGUCGAGUAGUUCUCUUUGAACGGACAGAUUCAAAAGAUCAUGGAUCAAGAAAGGAUUUGGAGAGUACUGACUAUUCUAAUAGCCGGCAUCCUGAGUUCCGCUAUAAAACUGAGUUUCAGAGUCACGAGCCCGAGUUUGACUAUCUUAAGAGUUUGGAAAUAGAAGAGAAAAUUAACAAGAUCAAAUGGUGCCAAACAGCUAAUGGUGCUGUAUUCCUCCUAUCUACAAAUGACAAAACAAUCAAAUUUUGGAAGGUUCAAGAAAAGAAGGUGAAGAAAAUUUCUGACAUGAAUAUUGACCCUUCAAAAGCAAAUGGAAAUGUAUCUAUCGCAAGUUCGAGCAAUUCUUGUAUCCUUAAGCCACAUCUUGCAAAUGGAGGAUCUUCAGAUAAAACAUAUAGUUAUCUAAGCAAUGAUUUCUCAUUUCCACCAGGAGGCUUACCGUCACUAAGAUUACCCUCGGUAGUAGCUAGCCAUGAGACCAGUCUGUUGGCUCGAUGUCGUAGAGUAUACGCACAUGCUCAUGACUAUCACAUCAAUUCUAUUUCAAAUAACAGUGAUGGAGAAACUUUCAUAUCCGCCGAUGAUUUGCGAAUAAAUCUUUGGAAUCUGGAAAUUAGCAAUCAAAGUUUUAAUAUUGUUGAUGUAAAGCCUGCGAAUAUGGAGGAUCUUACUGAGGUUAUAACAUCAGCAGAAUUUCACCCGACACAUUGUAAUACAUUGGCAUAUAGCAGUUCGAAGGGCUCAAUUCGUCUUGUUGACUUGCGGCAGUCAGCCUUAUGUGAUUCCCAUGCCAAGUUAUUUGAAGAACAGGAGGCCCCUGGUUCCAGAUCGUUUUUCACAGAGAUUAUUGCUUCUAUCUCGGAUAUAAAAUUUGCAAGGGAGGGAAGAUACAUACUUAGUCGCGAUUACAUGUCUCUGAAGUUAUGGGACAUUAAUAUGGAUUCUGGCCCAGUUUCGACAUUCCGCGUUCACGAGUAUUUAAGGCCAAAGUUAUGUGAUUUAUACGAAAACGAUUCAAUUUUUGAUAAGUUUGAGUGUUGUCUAAGUGGUGAUGGAUCACGAGUUUCAACCGGUUCUUACAGCAACCUAUUCCGCGUGUUUGGUUGCGCCCCGGGAAGUACAGAAGCUACAACUUUGGAAGCCAGCAAAAAUCCAAUGAGACGACAAGUUCCAACACCGUCAAGGCCUUCCAGAUCAAUCGGAAACAGCAUCACAAGAGUUGUACGACGCGGAGCUGAAAACACCGGUGUCGAUGCAAACGGAAACUCAUUCGACUUCACAACAAAGCUGCUACACUUAGCAUGGCACCCGAGUGAAAAUUCAAUCGCAUGUGCCGCUGCAAAUAGCUUAUACAUGUACUAUGCAUGA
Molecule: messenger RNA, 1548 nt
Organism: Lathyrus sativus (Indian pea)
Lineage: Eukaryota; Viridiplantae; Streptophyta; Magnoliopsida; Fabales; Fabaceae
Source: the annotation of a GenBank genome assembly